UCCUUCCUACCUGUCUCCCUUAAAAAUACUACUCUCUCUCUCCCUCUCUCUCUCUCAAGAAAAAAAGGAAUAAUUUGAAAAGGAGAAGAGAAAUGGGACGUUCGCCUUGUUGUGAGAAAGCUCAUACCAACAAAGGCGCCUGGACAAAGGAAGAAGACCAACUCCUCAUCAACUACAUCCGUCUUCAUGGCGAAGGCUGCUGGCGCUCCCUUCCUAAAGCCGCUGGAUUGUUCAGAUGUGGGAAGAGUUGCAGACUCCGGUGGAUAAACUACCUCAGGCCUGACCUCAAGAGAGGCAACUUUACUCAACAAGAAGAUGACUUGAUCAUCAAGCUUCAUAGUCUCCUUGGAAACAAAUGGUCUCUGAUAGCGGCAAGAUUGCCUGGAAGGACUGACAAUGAAAUCAAGAACUAUUGGAACACACAAAUUAAGCGCAAGCUCAUUAGCCGUGGCAUUGACCCACAAACCCACCGGCCACUUGACAGCUCAGCCGGCGGCGGCGGCGGCACCACCAAGCCUGAAAAUAUUUCUAUGGAUCUGAGUAGCUCAGCACCAUCACAAGAGGAGACUAAAUGCAGUUGUGGCACGACAAGCGAGGAGUCUCAUCAUCAAUCACUGAAAGAUAAGCAAAGAAAUGAGCAGAUGGGUGGUCUUGAUUUGUCUAUAGGACUAGCAUUGCAUCCCAAGACUGAAGAUUCUGCCGAGUCAACAGCCUCCGGCGAGUCGCUGCCAGUUGCGCCGCCGCCCCCAGCCGCCGUGGAGCUUAGUGUGACAGAAGCAGUGUGUUUGUGUUGGCAGUUGGGAUCCCGGAGUGGUGGGUUGUGCAAUAAAUGAUAUACCACAAAAUGCUUCCUUGGAUAUUGCCAACCCUCUUAGUUGCAAAACACUUUUUAGGCAUAAAUUCUGCUAAAAAAUAUGAAAUUCUCUCACUUCCAAGGUGAGUUCUAUUAUUCUUCUUUUUUCAAAUACUGUCUACUGAAUCAGAAGUCUUCAUUAUUCUUGUUCAGAGGCCGGUUUGGUAGAGGAUGUCCACUGAUAGUAAAGUUAAUCUAUUAAUUUAUUUUGAAUUGAUCAAUCAGUUUAACUGUC
Ipomoea triloba (trilobed morning glory) is the source of this 1088-nucleotide messenger RNA. RefSeq names its product myb-related protein 330-like. Bases 93 to 833 code for a protein of 246 amino acids. Lineage: Eukaryota; Viridiplantae; Streptophyta; Magnoliopsida; Solanales; Convolvulaceae. The transcript has 3 exons. The record is from RefSeq and is a predicted model, not a curated record.